Eruca vesicaria subsp. sativa (arugula) is the source of this 2263-nucleotide messenger RNA. Lineage: Eukaryota; Viridiplantae; Streptophyta; Magnoliopsida; Brassicales; Brassicaceae. The record is from the annotation of a GenBank genome assembly.
CUUUUCAACACUCUUGUCUCCGCCUCAUUUUAGCUUCCACGAACACACGCCUGAAACAGAUCCGUUAUCAGAAGCACAAGCUUAGCUGGUAUAUAUAUCUCCGAGUCUGAGCAAUGGCUUUGGUCAUGCACUCGUACAAGGGAAACAAAAACUCUGACAAGGCAUUCAUUGCCGCAGAGUUCACUGGUGUGAAGAUCGACAUGCCUUCUGACUUUGAGAUGGGUGUCACCAACAAAACCCCUGAGUUCCUCAAGAUGAACCCUUUGGGAAAGAUUCCUGUACUUGAGACUCCUGAGGGUCCUAUAUUUGAGAGCAACGCCAUUGCCCGUUAUGUAAGCAGAUUGAACGGUGAGAACUCCUUGAACGGAUCCUCCCUCAUCGAAUAUGCACAUGUUGAGCAAUGGAUUGAUUUCUCUUCAUUGGAGAUUUAUGGAAACAUCUUCAACUGGUUCGUCCCAAGAAUGGGCUUUAUGCCAUACAGUGUUCCCGGUGAGGAAGCUGCGAUCUCUGCUUUGAAAAGAGGACUUGAUGCUCUGAACACACACCUCGCUUCCAACACUUACCUUGUUGGACACUCUGUUACCCUUGCUGAUAUCAUCACUGUCUGCAACUUGAACUUGGGAUUCUCCACUGUCAUGACCAAGAGCUUCACCUCUGCAUUCCCUCACGUUGAGAGAUACUUCUGGACUUUGAUCAACCAACCAAACUUCAAGAAGGUGGUGGGUGAUGUUAAACAAACUGAAGCUGUUCCCCCAAUCAAGAAAGCUGGCCAGCCUGCAAAGCCCAAGGAGCAGCCUAAGAAAAAGGAAGCCCCUGCAGCAGAGGCACCUAAGCCUGUCGAAGAAGAAGAGGCACCAAAGCCUAAAGCAAAGAACCCUCUUGACUUGCUACCACCAAGCCCAAUGGUUCUUGAUGAGUGGAAGAGGCUUUACUCCAACACCAAAUCUAACUUCCGGGAGGUUGCUAUUAAAGGAUUCUGGGACAUGUAUGACCCAGAGGGAUACUCACUAUGGUUCUGUGACUACAAGUACAACGACGAGAACAUGGUAUCCUUUGUCACGCUCAACAAGGUAGGAGGGUUCCUUCAGCGAAUGGACUUGGCACGUAAAUACGCCUUUGGAAAGAUGCUAAUCUGUGGAUCAGAGGGUCCCUUCAAGGUGAAAGGUCUGUGGUUGUUCCGUGGAACAGAGAUCCCCAAGUUCGUAAUGGACGAGGUGUAUGACAUGGAGCUCUACGAGUGGACCAAGGUUGACAUCUCCGAUGAAGCUCAGAAGGAACGUGUUAGCCAGAUGAUUGAAGACGCAGAGCCAUUUGAAGGUGAAGCUCUCUUGGAUGCCAAGUGCUUCAAGUGAAAAAAAACAUAAUUGGUUUUGUUUGAUACUACUCCGUAGUGUUCUUGCUCUAUGACUUUUGUUUUGAUAUCUUAUGUGAUUGCUUAUACUGUUUUUUUCUUAAUUUAUACUUGUUCUUGUUAAUGUUUCUAUUUUGACUUCAUUUUAAUAUGUUAUAUGGCACAGUGUUGUUAUGUUAAACUCUGAGGAAAAAAUAACCAUUCCAUGUGACCAUAGAAGUCUAAGAGAGAUACAUUUAUACACUCAAUUUGAAGCACCAACUAAUAGCAAUCAUUACAAGAACUAAAACAACGAACAUCAUUACACACACCACCAAACUCCAAGAUCCGUCUCUGUGCGUCAUAAUCAAGGGAGCUUAGCAUAUUCCAAACCAAAAAAGACAAUGGGAGGAGAAAGUGGUAGACAUAUAAUACCCCAGAAUCCAAACAGGUUCAUGAGGAAACAUACCAACGUCAAGAUCCCGAAGAAAAUAGCCAUCUCUUCGAGAAUCCUAUAGUGUGGAGUAAAGAACUGCGUGGAAUCAGUAGUGGCCACGUAGUAGGAAUAUAGAUUGCGAAACGUGAGAUAAGUAGACGCAUUCAUGGCAGCAAAGAGACCCAUCAUCGAUCGGAAACUUACUUUCCAGAUCUGAAAGCUAGCCAAAUCGAUGAUCUCAGGUUUCCCUUCUCGGAAAAGAAUCACCAGCAGAAAGAAGAGAGUCACUUGCAGGAGGAUAUGAUAUGUGGCCGCGAGUUUCUUGAAAACGUCUUCCGACCAUACGAUUGCGUAACUGAAUCCAUAGUCGUUCAUCAUUUUUACAAAAGGAGACUGAGGUUGAAGAAGAAGAAGAAGAGACUGAGGAAACUAAUCGGCGAGCUGUUUUGUGCUUUUUAAGGUUUGAUCAAUAAAAAAAGUAGAGAGAUGGGUCGCCG